This is a messenger RNA of Linum trigynum, 3214 nucleotides long. NCBI's taxonomy places the organism in Eukaryota, Viridiplantae, Streptophyta, Magnoliopsida, Malpighiales, Linaceae. The record is from the annotation of a GenBank genome assembly.
GGAUAAUAUGACACAUUGAUUUCUUCUUCCUUUUUUAAACUUUUGGCGCCACCACACAAGCAGAAUUAGAAGAAAUCAGAAAAGAAAAGAGCAUAUGCCAAUUGCCAAGCAAGAGAGAGAGGGAGAGAGAAGCGCAAUCUCCCCAACAGUCAAAAUCCUUAUCCCAAAACCUCAUCCUCUCAAACCUCUCAUCUCCCUUUCCCUCCACUCAUUUCCCUUUCUCCUCUUCCAUCCUCACACUCUCAGAUAACUCUCUCGCCGAACGAACAAAAGAAUCAGAGCCCUCCAACAUCCUCCAUUGCCCUUCCACCAUCACUCUGUUUCUAUCUCCCUCUCUCUGCUCUUCUUCUUCUUCCUCAUCAGCUCUAGCCAUGGCCUGCUCCAAUCUGACAAUGUGGGCCUCCUCAAAAACCUCCCUCUCCGACGCUUCACCACUCUCCUUCCGCUCCUCCGUCUCACCGUUCCAAAUCCCAUCUCCCAAUUCUUCCCCUUCUUCCACCUCCAGAACCACCUCUGUUUCCCCUGUUCAGUGCAACCUCCGCGAGCUCCGAACCCGAAUCGAAUCUGUCAAGAACACCCAGAAGAUCACUGAGGCCAUGAAGCUCGUCGCCGCCGCCAAAGUCCGCCGCGCCCAGGAGGCCGUCGUCAACGGCCGCCCCUUCUCCGAGACCCUCGUCGAGGUCCUCUACAACAUCAACGAGCAGCUCCAGACCGAAGACGUCGACGCCCCGCUGACCAAAGUCCGGCCCGUGAAGAAAGUCGCCCUCGUCGUCGUCACCGGAGACAGAGGGCUCUGCGGCGGGUUCAACAACCAGAUUCUUAAAAAAGCAGAGAACCGGAUGAAGGAUUUGAAGGCUCUGGGGAUUGAGUUUACACUCAUCAGCGUGGGUAAAAAGGGGAAUACUUACUUCUCCCGCCGUCCCUACAUCCCCGUGGAUCGGUUCUUGGAAGGGACCAACUUGCCGACGGCGAAAGAAGCUCAGGCGAUCGCCGACGACGUUUUCUCCCUCUUCGUGAGUGAGGAAGUCGACAAGGUCGAGCUUCUGUACACAAAAUUCGUCUCCUUGGUGAAAUCGGACCCUGUGAUUCACACCCUGCUCCCGCUUUCCCCCAAGGGAGAGAUCUGCGACAUCAAUGGAGUCUGCGUUGAUGCCGCGGAGGAUGAGUUCUUCCGGCUGACGACUAAAGAAGGGAAAUUGACGGUGGAGAGGGACAUCGUGAGGACGGCGACACCCGAUUUCUCCCCGAUUUUGCAAUUCGAGCAGGAUCCGGUGCAGAUCUUGGAUGCUCUGCUUCCCCUGUAUCUGAACAGCCAGAUUCUGAAGGCGCUGCAGGAAUCGCUGGCGAGUGAGCUCGCCGCGAGGAUGAGCGCGAUGAGCAACGCGACGGAUAAUGCUUCGGAGCUGAAGAAGACGCUGUCGAAUGUUUACAAUCGGCGGAGGCAGGCGAAGAUCACCGGUGAGAUUCUGGAGAUUGUUGCCGGAGCCGAUGCUCUUGUGUAAUUGGGAAAACGGAGGGGAAAGAAAGAAAUAAGCAAAGCUCUACUUUGUUAAUCUGUUGUAUUUGUAGGGUAAAAAAAAAGGGGGAAGGGGAGGGAAAUUCGGUUACUCUUUACCUUUUUUUACUGCGCUCGCUUGUUCUUCUAAUUUGCUUUUUUAUAUAUUUUUGUGGUGUAAUUUGCGAGACUGUGUAACUAAAUGAGUGUCAAUGCAAUUAUGCAGAAUGGCCAAAGUUUAAUUUUCUUGAUGGACCUGAUUUAUGAUUUUGGGUGGUUAGGCGCGGAGUGUUCCUAUUGGUUCUGCUUAUUCGCGAGGGUUUGAGUAGUGGUUGGUAGACGGUUGGACCCGCCAAACCCAACCAAUUUCACACGAUUCACUCAUUCUAUCAUUUCAUAGGAUGACAAUUUUGAACUGAUCAGUCAAUUCAAUAGAUCCCGAUUUAGAAUGAGUAUUAGACAAUGUAGUAAGUAUUACUAGUAUGGGUAUUACAUCUAUUGUACAUCGUUAUGUCUUAUCUCAUUCUCGACUUUUUUAAUCUUGAUUUGAUUCAUAUUUACUUGUAUUUAUCCAUUUUCUAUAUGUUUUCUUAUCGUAUAUUCACCAAACGAAAUUAGGAGAAGUACAAGGCUCCAUCUUUUAACUAUUUAGUCUCAAGUAUUCAAUUUAUUAUCAUUGUCAUUUAUAAAGCGCUUUUGCUUUGUUUUCUUUUAAAAUAGUUAACAAAAUUUACGUAUCUUUUUCAAAUAACACAUGACAAUGCAUCGACCUUCUAUGUCCCUUACCUACAUGUGUAUUGUUUGAUCUGACUCGCGAGGCACAUAUGGGUAAGAUACUACCCCAUUGUCAUUACUAUCACAUGUGAACUUUUUAAUGGGUGUAUGAGUUAAUCAACCUCGUGAGAGUUGUUGUCUCUUUUUUUCCGAUUCUCUUAGUUAUCAUUGCGGAGGUGAAAGUGUUACUUGCAAGUUGCAACUUUGGAUGUAGCUCAUGCUUCCAAGCUAUGACCGCUCGUUCUUGUAACUUAUUUAACCUUUUGGACGUACUAUCGAACUUAUUGUCAAUUUAGUUUUGAGAAAGUGAUGUUUGAUUUCAUGCCAAUGAAGAUGUGUUCUAACAUAGAAAACUUAGUGACUUGAUUUCUUUUGGACAAUGAUUGCUAAGGCGAGGUUCAAGCCCCUUUGAAAAAACUUGAAACGAGGCUGUUUAGGGUCUUUUAUAGAGUAUUGACACAAGAAGUACAUCAAAUUACUCUAUUAUUACGGAUGCCCAACAAGCGCUUCAAGAAACAUUGGUUUACAACUAUGCCCCCGAUCUUCUCCCUACAAGUAGUCAUAGUUGUAGCUUUUGAAGCUCUCGUCAAACCAUCGUAAGAGUAGGCAUAGUUUAAUGUAGUUUUGUGUCACAAACACAUGACAUCAAAGUUUCUCGCUUGAAUUUUGUUCAACGAGAUGAAUCGUGUCUUAGUAAUUGUACAAUGAAAUCAAGACACAUUUAAUUGGAAUAAUUGCAAGAUUUCCCCAUAAAAAGUAAAAAGAUAUCAUCUUUAUCAAUCUAUUUUCAUUGUUCAUAUAUAGACGUCAUAAUCUUCUAGUUGAUUUCAUCAUAGUCAUAAAUUGGUGAUAGGUUGCAUGGUACAUGGUCGUGGGCAGUAAUACAACUCGAGUUUAUCUUAUCCAAUUCUAUAAUCAACUAACUAAUAGAUUAUAAGGUCAUAC